Molecule: messenger RNA, 2499 nt
Organism: Durusdinium trenchii
Lineage: Eukaryota; Dinophyceae; Suessiales; Symbiodiniaceae
Source: the annotation of a GenBank genome assembly
AUGGCACCAUCCUUGGCGCGACAAGCCCGAGCUUUUUGUUGUAACACACUCUGCACAGAGAGGGUGCUUUCGCCAGUCUUGGUUUUGCUGGUUCAUGCUCUAAUCGUUGCCGAUGUUGCGUAUCACAGGCGUGAGUUGUGGCAAGAGACCACCCUUUGGUAUCGCAGUGUGCGACUGUUGGUUUUCACCACGCUAGCUUUGUACAUCGGAACCUCAUGCACAAAUCCUGGCUUCCUCGACAGCGAGUCACGUGGUUGUGGCAGCUGCUUGCUCCUGCUUUGUGCACUGUGCAUGCGGGACUCCAAUGAGAAGGUGUCCAAUCCCACGAUCGUGAGCCCGGAGAAUCCUGCACUUCUGGGUGCGAGCAACUUGGAGAUGGACCAGGGAGACCCUGAGACGGGGAAAAUGGAUGAAGGCAUUAAAAGACGUGGUGCACCAGAUGCCGACAACGAUGGAAACGUUGAAGGCGCCGAAGGUGUGGAGCUUCGCUUUUGCAAACGUUGUCGCUUGCAGCAGCCCUUGCGAACAAAGCACUGCUAUGACUGUGGCCGAUGUGUCCGGACACAUGAUCAUCACUGCCCUUGGGUUGGCAGUUGUGUAGGAGAGAACAAUCGAGCGCUCUUCUUUUGGUAUUUGCUCCUUCAGUGUGUGGAGCUUGGUGUUUUCUUCACGGAGGGCAUCCAAGGGAUUUCUCUCUUGCAACCCAGCGUGGUACUCAUGGUGGGCCUAUUGUUUAUUGCGAUUUUCUUUCUCAUGGUCAGCUGCUUACUGUUCUUCCACAGCUUUCUGGUCUUGGCCAACCUCACAACAUGGGAGCACAUUUCUUGGCGGCAAAUUACCUAUUUGAAGUCCUUGCGUUCGGAGCGUGGAUCUCCCUUUGCGCGACGGGUGGGCUGUUGCAGCCUCUUCCGGACGGCCUCGCGCGCGGCUGCUGCUUCACCAGAUGGUGAUGCUGCGAGAACGUCUCAAGUGCCCUGUGAGCUGGAUUCCAGCUUUCCUGCUGAAGCUUGGUAUGGCUCAGAUUGUGUUGGGGCCGAGCAAUUUCUCUACGACUGGGGCUGCAAGGACAUGCUGGCUUUGAAGUAUGGAGUGCAGCUGGAUGAGUUCGAUUUUGUCAACAAAGCGAAGGCUCGCUGCGGUCCAGGCUCGGAACUUCAGCCCCGCAAGCUGGCGCAUGCCAUGAAUGUGGAGCCAGCCUUGAAAGUGAAGGAUGCUAGCAAUGAGCGUCUCCUUCAACUGCGGCUGGACGUCACAAGUAUGGGCUCUUUUGUUGAGCUUCAAAACGCUUUGCGUCGAUGGCCAGGCACAGCAUGUGCCUUGGCAGCUGUGGGGCUUGCUGGUAUUGGUCGGAACGUGCAGUUGGUAGCGGCGUACCGCGAGGCGUAUGGGACAAAGGAUGCCCUCGUCGCGCGCACGCGGCCCAAGUCCAACGGAGGCGUCGGACCUUUGCACACGUUUAAAGCGGAGACCUUCACUACAGCAGUCUUAAUAGAGCCCGUCAUCGAACACUUGCUGAAAUAUCAGCCGGAGCCCAGCGUCAUGCUGGAGCUCCAAGUUCCAGAAGAAUCUGUUGAUUUUGGGAGCUCCGCUUUCGAGUCGGAGGCUUCGGUAGCCCUCGCAGAGCGCUUCUGCGGGGUUCUAGCGGGACUGGCACCUGCAAGCACUGACUGCGGAGCCACAGCUUCUUGCCUUUUGGCCAAAGAGCUUAUGUGCCGGCAUCAAAAAGUGGCUGACAUGCAGAUUGCAGGCUGCAAAGUGCUUAGCAAUUGGCUGGGUCAUUGUCAACAGCGCCUCUCCACCCAACAGUGCUGUGCCACGAUGGAGGCCAUUACCGCGGCCAUGCGUCGGCACAGCAGCAAUGCUGCAGUGCAAGAGGCAGGAGCUGCUGCAAUGGGCAGUGCAGCAGGUUGGCCAGAACUGCAAGCAGCCGCAGCCACCAAUGGAGCAGUGGAGGAAGUCGUGGGUGCCAUGCGGAAGUUUGAAGGUGAUUCCGAGCUCUUGGCCUCCGGGUGUGGUGCCUUGGCAGGGCUUUCGGCCAACCAUCCACUCAACCAGUCCUCAAUCAUGGCCUGUCGAAGCAUUGAGGUUAUUGUCGAUGCUAUGAGGAGAUUUUCCAAGCAUGCACGGCUCCAAACCAUGGGCUUUGGCGCCUUGGGGAAUCUCGCCGCCAACCACCCCAACAACCAGGCAGCGAUUGCGCAGGCAAGCGGCUUGCAGCGAGUCAAAGCUGCCUUGCAGCAGCACCAGAACCGACCCGCGGUUUUGACCGCAGCCCUUGCAGCUUUGUGGUGCUUGCUCAGGAAUCACAGCGCCAACACGGAGGCUGCUGCAGAACUUAGUUUGGCAGAGAUGGCCAUGCUUGCAUUGAGGCGCCACCCGGAUGAUCGAAGACUCAAAGCAGUGGCGUCUGGAGCUCUGCAAUGCCUGGUCCCGGGUUUAUCUGAAGCCCUUGCUGUCCAGGCAGGGAGCUCACCGUCAACGGUCCGCACUGCCACGUGA